AUGCAUUCUGGGAGCCUCCCUGGUCCUCCCAACUCCUCACAGCUCCAUCAAGCUCCGAUGGCUGCUGCUCCGGCGGUGGUGAGCAGCUCCGGCCCGGCGCUGUGCCCCAGCUUCGCGGAGGUCUGCUCGUUCCUGGAGCGGUACGGAGCCGCGCUGGACCUGCCCGAGAUGACCUUCUCCCAGAUGGAGCGCUAUCUGCGGGACACGACGGCAGUCCCUAAACCUCUGGUGGAGCUUCACGUGAAGCUGCUCAGGAAACUUGGGAGGUCUGUAACGACGGACCGCUGGGAGAGGUACCUGGCUAAGGUUUGCCAGGAGCUGAACAGUACUUGGGCGUGGGAGCUGGAACAGAAGGGCUACCAGGAUAUGUCCAUGGAGUGCAAGUCCAGCAUCCUAAAAUAUCUGUGCGAGUGUCAGUUUGAUGACAACCUGAAGUUCAAGAUGGCGAUUAAUGAGGAGGAGCCAGAGAAGAUGCGUCUGCAGCCGAUAGGCCGGGACCAACAGGGCCUGAUGUACUGGCUUCAGUUCGACCACGAGCAGAACAUCCGGCUGUACACGGAGGAGCAGGACGACCUGGACGGAUCCACCUGGCAGUGCAUCGUCAGGAAUCGUAACGAUCUGGCUGAAGCUCUGGACCUGUUGAAGGCUCAGAUCAGUCCAGGCCCGAAUCCAGAACCGGACCAGAACCAGGCUGGAUCCAGGAGCAACAGCCCCACAGAGAAAGUUGCAGGGGAUGAGGUAAUAGGAAGCACUGACCCCGAAGCCUCCAAGACCACAGAGGAACCCGCUGAGGGAGAGACCUGCGACCCCAUAAAGGAAGAGAAACCCCUCAGACCAGAGCUGAAGGAGGAGCCGAUGCAGCCAAUAGAGGGAGAGAACACAGACGCUGAGGUAAAGGAAAAGAGGACGGACCACAAACCCCCUGUGUUCGAUAACCGGGUCAGCACCAUCACCACCGUCGUCAAAUCUGAAUCCAGGGAACCCGACGCCCCCAAAAACGCUGUGUCGGUUGUGAUGGCACCGGGCACGACUGUGAUAAAACAGGAAGUCAACAAGGAAGAGGAGGCAGGGCGGGCCGUUGUCAGGAGCAACCAGCAGGCAAAGAUACCACUGAAGAAGAGGGAGCUGAAGCUGGCUGAGAGCUACCAGAGCAGCCACCUUAACAACAGCAGCAGCAGUAUUAUAGUUUGUAACCCGUCAGUGAUCCAGAGCAAGGACAGUCACAGAAGAGAGGGGAAGUUACUUAACUCAGUAGCACCCCCUUGUGCUCCCUCCAUGUCACAACAGCAGCAGUUAGUGGUCAGUGCAUCGAAGCAGGAACUGACGAAUGGGAGAGCGUCUGUGCUCCUGCCUCACAAAGACGGACAGAAUGGAGUCAUAGGGGUCAUAGGUCAAGUCGGUGUAAUAGGUCAUAUCGGGGUCAUCCGCAGUCCGUCGGAGCGCCACAGAGCGCCCGGCGCCGAGCAACAGGAACCGAACGGGCCAAGUGUCGACCAGCGGAGCUCCAGAGCUGCGGAGGACGAGCGGGAGGUGAGCCGGCAGUCGGUGCUGGUGAGGAAGGGACCGGCUGAGGGUGACACGUCGGCCUCAGCUGCCGGCGCUCUCCCUCCUCGUGUGGCCAAGGAGGCUCCAACACCCGGGAAGCUACUCGUGACAUCAUCAAAGUCUGAUCAAGCGCCUAAAGCUGUAGAGAGAGAAGCGGAGGAUGCUGUUAGCGUUUCUUCACUGUCUCAGGCCACGGAGGAACCCAAGAGGCCGACGACAGAAGACCUGUGCAAAAAAGCAACAGAGGAACCAUCGGAGAAGGAGACAGAAAGUCGUCCGCAGAAAGGUGAUGACGUGGACGAGAGGGAGGGGAGGAGAGGAGAAGAGUCUGGGACAGAGGAAGGAAGUAAGGAUAACAAUGAAAAGAGUAAGAGCCCUUUGGGGAAGAUGGAGGCAGAGUCAGGGGGCGCCGUCCCUCCUCUCAGAGUGGAACAGAGAGAUGAAAACGACCACCUGGAGCACAAGGGAGAAGGGGUCAGUGAUGAGCAGGCUGCCCAGGUCAGGGUGAAGGACACCGGGCUGCGGUCAGAGGGGAAGCAGGGUCCCCUGGAGGAGGCGUCCUCCGAACUCCAGAAAGAAGGAAUCAGGCUGAAGAUCAAGAUUCCUCCUCACAGGAGAAACAAGUUAAGGAAAGGUGGGAAAGAGGGGGAGAAGGAGAGGGAGCAGGAGGCCGAAGAGGACGGGAGGCAGCUGAGGAGAUCAACCAGGAUCUGCAGAUCCUCUGCUUUGCCAACCUGCAGGCCGAGCUCCAAGGUGACCGAGAGCCAGAAGAAGAAACCCCAAAAAAAACAGGCACUUCCCUCCAGAACAGGGGAAGAAGAGGAGGAGGAGGAGGAGGAUGAAGAGGAGGAUGAAGAGGAGCAGAGCUCAGCUACAAAGAAAGACAUUAAAGCAGAAGUGGCUGGGCAGAUUAGAAAACGAAGGGGCAAACGAAGGCAUCGACCGCGGUGGUCCAACAUCCGCUCGAAGAGACGCAAACUGACCGAAGGGAGGGAGGCGGAGGAGGGAGGGAGGAAACCAGGAGAGGAGGAGAGCGAGGGAGGGAGCGACUCAGAAGAAUCUUGUAAAUCAGAGGAGCUCCCCCUUGAGGAUGCCUGUAGUCACUGUGGCCUGCCCAACCACCCGGAGCUGAUCCUGCUGUGUGACUCGUGUGACAGUGGAUACCACACCGCCUGUCUGCGCCCACCGCUCAUGUUGAUUCCAGAUGGACAGUGGUUCUGUCCGCCCUGUCAACAUAAACUGUUGUGUGAGAAACUGGAGGAGCAUCUGCAGACUCUGGACAGUGCUCUGAAGAAAAGAGACAGAGCAGAGAGGAGGAGAGAGCGUCUGGUGUUUGUGGGAAUCAGUGUGGAGAACAUCAUUCCUGAGGGGGACGAGGAGCCGGAAGAGAAGUCCACAAAGAAGAAAGACCCCAAAAAGAGUAAAAAUCUGGGCCGAAGAUCGACCAGAACCAGGAAGAACAUCAGCUACAGGUUUGACGACUUUGACGAUGCGAUCGAUGAGGCGAUAGAGGAAGACAUCACUGACCUGUGUGCUGGAACCGAGCGCAGCAAAGACGUCCCCCCCAUCCUGCCCGAGGACAGGAAGGAGAGCCAGCGGCCAAUCAGAAGCCAAGCUCACUCUGUCAGGAGCAGGAAGAAGAGGAGGCUGAACGACCUGGAGAGCGACAGCACGGCCGCGGAGAGUGAGGACGAGUUCCAGCUCAGCAACAGCUCUGACGAUGAAGAGUUCGCUGCCACGGGGGCGGAUGACGAUGAGGAGGAGGAUGAAGACGCCGGCAGCGAGGUGGGCAGCUGGGACAGUGCGACCCGCCCCAAGCGGCCGCUGAGGGGGGCGGCGCCCAAACAGCGCCCCAGCAAGAGCCAGCGCCGGGGGAGGAAACGACAGCGGCGGCGGCGGAGACACUCCUCCGAGGAAGAGGAGGAGGAGAGUGAAGAGGAAAUAGACUCGGAUCAGUACAGCGACAUGUCCGACAGUGAGGCUGACAAAAAGAGGCGUGGCCUGAGGCGCGGCCAGCGGCAGCAGGUCAACUACCGCGAGACGUCCGAGUCGUCGGACAACUCCAAGGCCUCGGCCACCAAGAAGCAGGUCAAAGGUCACGGCCGGCCGACCAGGGAGCAUCUCUCCAGCGACUUCAGCGACGCGUCCCGUUCCUCCAGAGACUCGGCGGACGAAGAGGAGGACGAAGACGAAGACGAGCGGAGAGCGAACAGGAGGAGAAAGGAGGAGAAGGACCAGGGGAGGAACAGGGUGAAGGAGAAGCGGAGGAGAUACCGAGAGAAGGAGGACGACAGAGAGAGAGAGAGAGAGAGAGGGAGUCGGCUGAAGAGGAAACAGCUGGAGAAGGAGGAGGAGAAGCGGAGGAGACUAAAGAGGACAGACAGAGAGGAGGAGGACAUGGAGAAGAUGGGCAGAGGACGGAGGAGAGAGAUUCUGUCUCAGCAGCGGCGCCGGCGACUCGCUCAGAUGCUGAAGAAGCGACGGCCUUCCACGGAGGAUGACGAUGAUGAGGAGGAGGAGUCUGAGGAGUCCGACUCUUCAUCGGAGGAAGAUCGUCCCGUCCGCAAGAGACUGAACCGCAUCGACUCGGAUGAUGAUGAGGAGGAGAAGGAAGAGGAGGAGGAGGAGGAAGAGGAGGAGGAGGAGGAGGGAAGACAGAAGGCGACGACCAAGAAGUCUUCUUCAGUGGAGAGGAGGUCGGACAGCGAAGCUCAGGAAAAGGGGCGGAGCUUGUCUCCGUCAGACGUUCACCGGACCUCCAGAGGACCCUUGAAGCCCGGGGCUGGAAGUCCCUCGGAACCCAGGGACAGUGACGCUCCAGGCAGGCAGGGCAAGCUCAACGGCCCCCCCCAUCCAGACCAGGAGGAGGAGGAGGAGGAGGAGGAGGAGGAGCAGCAGGAGGAGGAGGAGCAGGAGGAGGGGGGGCAGACAGACUCAUUGAACAGUCCACAGUCAUGA
Limanda limanda (common dab) is the source of this 4503-nucleotide messenger RNA. RefSeq names its product remodeling and spacing factor 1a (gene rsf1a). Bases 1 to 4503 code for a protein of 1500 amino acids. The record is from RefSeq and is a predicted model, not a curated record. Gene Ontology annotation, cellular component: RSF complex. Gene Ontology annotation, biological process: regulation of DNA-templated transcription. The transcript is spliced from 19 exons. Lineage: Eukaryota; Metazoa; Chordata; Actinopteri; Pleuronectiformes; Pleuronectidae.